AUGCCAGAAGACACAUGGAUCAAAGUCGGCCAUAUAUUGACCAAGGUUCUGGGCAUCAAGCUGGCAUAUCGGGACCCUUUUGACAGGGGCACUGCAGAGGCCUAUUCCGAAACGGAACCUACCAGUAUCGAGUGGGUAAAAGACCAUGUCCCAACAGGCUCGCAGGUUAUGCAGUAUUUCAUCGAAAUAUUGCCGUUCCUGAAAUGGAUUGAUCGAUACAAUCUCCAGUGGUUGAUUGGUGAUAUGGUUGCCGGUAUCGCCGCCGGUGCCGUUGUGGUGCCGCAGAGCAUGGCAUAUACCAGCCUGGCCGAGCUGGCCCCGGAGUACGGGCUGUACUCGUCGUUCAUGGGUGUCUUGAUCUAUUGGUUUUUCACGACCUCCAAGGACAUCACUAUCGGUCCCGUGGCCGUCAUGUCAGCCCUGACUGGCACCGUUGUCCUGAAUGUACAAUCGGAACAUCCCGAACUAAAUAAGGUUGAUGUGGCGAAUUCAUUGGCCAUCACUGGCGGUGCCAUUGUCGCUUUCAUUGGUUUCAUCCGCCGGGGGUUCAUCGUCGAUUUUAUUUCCCUGACUUCCAUCUCGGCCUUUAUGACUGGCUCGGCCAUCAAUAUCAUUGCCGGGCAAACAAGGGCCUUGCUGGGCGAGAAGGAAAAAUUCGAUACGAAAGCAGCGCCAUACAUGGUCAACAUCAAUACACUCAGGCACUUGCCGUCAACCCGAAUGAACGCCGCCAUGGGGCUGACUGCGCUGUUUAUGCUCUAUGUGAUCCGUGGCGCAUGCAACUAUGGAGCGAGGAAGAAUCCGCGCAAAGCCAGGUUGUUUUUCUUCCUCUCGACCCUACGAACCGCGUUUGUCAUUCUGUUUUACAUCAUGAUUAGUGCUGCGGUAAAUCUCCACCGUCGCGACAAGCCAGCCUUCAAAUUACUGGGCAAUGUUCCGCGAGGUUUCACGGCUGCUGGUGUUCCUAGCGUCAACACUAAGAUCAUUUCCACCUUCGCAACUGAACUGCCGUCGGUGGUCGUUGUGUUGCUGAUUGAACAUAUUGCGAUCUCCAAAUCGUUCGGUCGGGUAAACAACUACGUGAUCGAACCGUCCCAGGAACUCAUUGCCAUUGGUGUGACCAACUUAUUGGGCCCGUUCCUGGGCGCCUACCCGGGUAUCGGAUCGUUCUCGCGGACAGCCAUCAAAUCUAAGGCGGGCGUCCGAACUCCCCUGGCUGGUGUGGUCACUGCCAUCGUGGUGCUCCUCGCGAUAUAUGUGCUCCCCGCGGUCUCCUUCUACAUCACCAACUCUUCUCUUGCUGCCGUAAUCAUCCAUGCGGUCGGCGACCUGAUUAUACCACCCAACACGGUGUACCGGUUCUGGCUCGCGUCGUCGCUGGAGGUCCUCAUAUUCUUCGCCGGUGUGCUGGUGACAGUCUUCUCCACGAUCGAGAACGGUGUCUACGUUACUAUUAGCGUGUCGGCUGCGCUGCUCCUCUGGCGUAUCGUCAAGGCGCGUGGUGAAUUUCUCGGCAAGGUUAUGAUCUGCUCCGUGAUCGGUGAUCAUCUGUUCGACAACGAUGCAAAGGCUUCGUUAGAGAAGGACCCGGACGAGUCCUUCCGUACCGUGUUCCUGCCUAUCAGUCACCACGAUGGCUCAAACCCGGCGGUUGAUGUGGAACAUCCGUAUUCAGGUGUCUUCAUCUAUCGAUUUUCUGAGGGCUAUGUCUACCCUAAUGCCAGCCAUGAAACCGAUAACUUGGUUUCGAGCAUUUUUAAGGAGACCCGACGGACCAAUCUCAAAUCAUGGGGGAGCCCGGGAGACCGACCCUGGAACAACCCUGGCCCGCGUCGUGGAAAGAAGGAGGAGAAUCGGACCCAUUUGCCAUGCUUGCGCGCCAUUAUUUUGGACUUUUCGUCCGUAAACAAUGUCGACAUCACUUCUCUCCAGAAUCUAGUCGACGUGCGGAACCAGCUGGAUGCCUAUGCCUCUCCCGUCCAUGUGCAGUGGUACUUUGCGAAUAUCUCCAACCGAUGGGCCAAAUGGACACUGACCUCGACCGGAUUUGGAUACCUCACGCUUAAACAGACUAAACGUUUCCAGCCGUGGAAGCCCAUAUUCAGCGUGGCAGAGCUAGGUAGCAGCGGGGACUCGGCAGCGGCUGCAGAGCGUCAGCUCAAGACGAGCCAGCGGAAGGCCGACGAUUUAGAGCAGGACCAGACUGGCCAGAUCACUGAACCCGAUACCGAGGCCCGAUGGGUUGAGCUCGUGUCUGGCAUUAACCGUCCGUAUUUCCAUGUCGACCUCACGAGUGCUUUGCGUGGUGAUAUUGCCAGUAUUGAGGUUGGGCCCCAGGACGACAAGGAGAAAUAA
Aspergillus pseudonomiae is the source of this 2355-nucleotide messenger RNA. Its product is annotated as SLC26/SulP family anion transporter. The transcript is spliced from 7 exons. The coding region runs from base 1 to 2355 and encodes 784 amino acids. Gene Ontology annotation, biological process: transmembrane transport. NCBI's taxonomy places the organism in Eukaryota, Fungi, Ascomycota, Eurotiomycetes, Eurotiales, Aspergillaceae. The record is from RefSeq and is a predicted model, not a curated record. Gene Ontology annotation, molecular function: sulfate transmembrane transporter activity. Gene Ontology annotation, cellular component: membrane.